CGGCAGGCGGACUGGCAGGCUGCUGUAGUCAUGACAACGUCUCGCAGAUUCUCGUCACGUGCAGACGCUUGGCGCUGAAGCAGACGCGGCAGCAAAUAAUCCUUCGUAGCAGGCCUUCAUACUAACUUUAGAUACAGCCUGAGGAGCCUGAGGCCAACACCAAGCCAGGGUUUCCAUCUACAGUCUUUGUGAAGACAAGGAAUUAAAGUGUGUUGGUGUGUCCAGAACUCGAGUCCUGCUGUGACACCUGAGUGAGCGACAGUUGCACACUGAUGCCUGAAGCUCACACAGUUAGCAAACAGACGAAGACUGCUGAAUACUUCUGGUGUAUUCAGAGAGAAAUGGUUGGACUCUUGAUCCUUGGCGUUCUCGUGUUAUUGCCUUCAGCAGCCCUUGGGGGACCAUUGCACCCGACGUGUGACAGCGCCCGUCCUUGUGGUCAGUCAGGCACGAAGCCAGUCACGCCACGCAUCAUGGGAGGGAGAGAGGCGAUGGAUGGAGAAUGGCCAUGGACGGUGAGUCUGGCGGCGAAUGACGAACCGUUGUGUGGUGGCGCGCUGAUCCAUGACCGGGUGGUGCUGACUGCUGCUCACUGUUUUGAAGAUCCCAACCUUCGAGACAUCCGCAGGUGGAAGGUGGUGGCUGGUAAACAUCACCUGGGCCAGGUGGACACCCACACACAGCUCUUCAGGGUGAAGCGCUUGGUGAUGCACGAACAGUUCUUACAUACAACAGUAAUCGACAACGACAUCGCCCUCCUUCUCCUUGACCACAGCCUGAACUACACGCACCACGUCAGACCCAUCUGCUUGUCGCCCACAGAGCAAAAGCUGUCCUCAGGCCACGGGUGCGUUAUGGCCGGCUGGGGGUCCACAGAAGGUACUGGCCCUGACUUUGUCCUCAACGUGGUGAGAGUUCGUAUUGUCAGCGAUGAGCUGUGUUCAAAACUGGACUGGUAUGGCAGCAACUUCCUUCCCUGUGCAGACAUUUUGCGCAGGUUUCAGAGAAGGAGGGAAAGAUGCUUGUUACGUGUGUGCAGCUAUGGGUACAAUUGCGGUGAAAAGAAGUCUCCCGGCAUCUACACCAAUGUGUCCUACUACCUGCGCUGGAUCUACGACAACAUGAACAAGCUGGACACUCUGAUAAGGGAGGCUCACACUGGGAGGAAACAGACGAAGACAGUCGAAUACUUCUGGUCUCUUCAGAGAGAAAUGGUGGGACUCGUGGUCCUUGGCUUCCUGAUGUUACUGCCAACAGCAGCCCGUGGAGGACCACUGCACUCGACGUGUGACAGCGCCCGUCCCUGUGGUCAGUCAGCCAUGAAGCCACGCAUCGUUGGAGGGACGGAGGCUAUAGUGGGAGCGUGGCCAUGGGCGGUGAUUCUGGCGGAGCAGAACUUUGCGGUGUGUGGCGGCGCGCUGAUCCAUGACCGGGUGGUGCUGACUGCUGCUCACUGUUUUGAAGAUCCCACCAGUCAAGACAUCCGCAGGUGGAAGGUGGUGGCUGGUAAACAUCACCUGGGCCAGGUGGACACCCACACACAGAUCCUCACGGUGGAGCGCCUGGUGAUGCACGAACACUACUUACGCAGCACAGUCGCCAACGACAUCGCCCUCCUUCUCCUCCACGAAAACCUCAACUACACCGACCACGUCAGACCCAUCUGCUUGUUGCAAGAAGAGCAAAAACUGUCCGCAGGCCAGGAGUGCAUCAUGGCCGGCUGGGGGUCCACACAAGGCACUGGCACUGAGUUCGUCCUCAACGAGGUGACAGUUGCUAUUGUCAGUGACGAGCAGUGCUCAGCCCGCGACUGGUAUGGCAGCGACUUCCUCCCCGUGCAGACCUUUGUGCAGGAUACCGACAGGGAGGCAAAGAUGCUUGUGAGGAUGUGGUCAUGGCGGGGUGGACUUGACUGGGUAUGGAGACCUACAGCACGUGUCAAACGUGUUGCUAGAGCGUCCGUCUCACUUUCUGUCUCAUGCUGUCGCUGUCACGUGUGUCCCAGGGAGACAGUGGAGGGGCCUUGAUCUGCAAGUCUGGUGACAGAUGGCUUGCGCGAGGUCUGGCUAGCUGGGGGUUCGGGUGUGGUGAAGAGAAGUUUCCCGGCAUCUACACCAAUGUGUCCUACUACCUGCGCUGGAUCUACGACAACAUGAACAAGCUGGACGUGCAGCCCUGCCUGGAGCUGAUUGGCUGAUAU
Messenger RNA from Pomacea canaliculata, 2200 nucleotides. RefSeq names its product transmembrane protease serine 9-like. Gene Ontology annotation, biological process: proteolysis. Lineage: Eukaryota; Metazoa; Mollusca; Gastropoda; Architaenioglossa; Ampullariidae. Bases 273 to 2027 code for a protein of 584 amino acids. The transcript is spliced from 15 exons. The record is from RefSeq and is a predicted model, not a curated record. Gene Ontology annotation, molecular function: serine-type endopeptidase activity.